Messenger RNA from Cercocebus atys (sooty mangabey), 3074 nucleotides. RefSeq names its product cripto, FRL-1, cryptic family 1 (gene CFC1). NCBI's taxonomy places the organism in Eukaryota, Metazoa, Chordata, Mammalia, Primates, Cercopithecidae. Gene Ontology annotation, cellular component: extracellular region; cell surface. The transcript is spliced from 11 exons. The record is from RefSeq and is a predicted model, not a curated record. Gene Ontology annotation, molecular function: signaling receptor binding. Gene Ontology annotation, biological process: anatomical structure development. The coding region runs from base 450 to 1154 and encodes 234 amino acids.
AGGCGCUGCCUCUCCGGCUGAAGCCAGAUCCAAGGCCACCGUGAGGGGGACCCGCCAUCCAGUGAGAAUAUGGCUUGUCACCUUGGAUACCAAUGUUUUACCCCAGGGAUUGGUCACUCCUGCUGCUGUCAGCACUGUAAACACUGCUGGGGGGAGUCGGCCCAAGUCCCCACCCCCAGCCAGGUCUCAGAGGGGAUCGUCCUUCAGGCUCGGAGGGGCCUGCGUGUCACUGCACCCCCAACCCUAGCUCAGGGGCUGUAGAACUCGAGAUACCAUCCUGUUUCUCCUGGCUGAGGAAGGGAAAGGAACGUCCACACCUUCCGUACUUGUCCAUUCUGUGUCCCCGGGGCCUGGAGUAAAGACACCUUCAAAUGCAGAGGCUCUUCAGACUCAGCUUUCCUGGAAACUGAUCUUCAAUGCACUAAGAGAAGGAGACUCUCAAACCAAAAAUGACCUGGAGGCACCAUGUCAGGUUUCUGUUUACGGUCAGUUUGGCAUUACAGAUCAUCAAUUUGGGAAAUAGCUAUCAAAGAGAGAAACAUAACGGCCGAAGAGAGGAAGUCACCAAGGUUGCCACUCAGAAGCACCAACAGUCACCGCUCAACUGGACCUCCAGUCAUUCCGGGGAGGUGACUGGGAGCGCCCAGGGCUGGGGGCCGGAGGAGCCCCUCCCCUACUCCCGGGCUUUCGGAGAGAGUGCGUCCGCGAGGCCGCGCUGCUGCCGGAACGGCGGCACCUGCGUGCUGGGCAGCUUCUGCGUGUGCCCGGCCCACUUCACCGGCCGCUACUGCGAGCAUGACCAGAGGCGCAGUGAAUGCGGUGCCCUGGAGCAUGGAGCCUGGACCCUCCGCGGCUGCCACCUCUGCAGGUGCGUCUUCGGGACCCUGCACUGCCUUCCCCUCCAGACGCCUGGCAGCUGUGACCCCAAAGACUUCCUAGCCUCCCACGCUCCAGGGCGCGGCGCCGGGGGCGCGCCCAGCCUGCUGCUCCUGCUGCCCUGCGCGCUCCUGCACCGCCUCCUGCGCCCGGACGCGCCCGCGCACCCUGGCUCCCUCGUGCCUUCCGUCCUGCAGCGGGAGCGGCGCCCCCUGCGGAAGGCCGGGACCUGGGCAUCGCCUUUCAUUUUCACUGUUGUAAAUAAUAGGUGUGUUUAGUUUACCGUAAGCUGAAGCGCUGGGUGGAUAUUUUUACGGGGUAAUAAACAUUUUCAUGAAAGCGCCUUUGGCUCCAGAUCCUUGGAUCUGGUAUCCAGAUCCAGAUCCGUGUGUCCCCAUCACGGCUGGGACCUGUAGGUGGAGAUAGCAGGACAACAGCAAGGAGCCAAAGCUGGAGCCAGAAAGCCUGGCACCGCCUCCUUCCCCCGACAGUUAGCACCUUCCUUUCACAACAUCUCCCUUAAGGGGGGCGCGUCUGCUGCGGAACCCAGCGCAAGGCGAGGCAGGCAGAGUUCAGCCUACAGAGCCCCAGGCAGCCUCCCCCGUCUCCCCAGCGCCGCUUCUCAGGCCGCUUCCACAGCCAGUCCAGGGCGACGGGCGCCGCGAGCUGAGCACGCCCGGCCGGGCCGCACCACACAGGCUUGGCCAUGCGGAAUGAGCGAGCACCUCAGCUGCUCGACUCCCACUGAUCUGGCCAGCGCCUGGACCCCUUCGGAACCCGGCACAGUGCUAUGGAAGUUUGUGGCCACAGAGCUAGCUGGAUCCCCAGAAGCUGAAUGCUGCCAAGUGAGUGGAGUGCUGGGCUGGGAAAUGUCUGCAGCACUCCCACGGGGAAGGAUGUGCUGCUCAGCGCGUGAGAAGUGGCUCUCCAGAAACAAAAAAGGCCUCAAGCAAGCCUCCUGCCUCGUCCUUCCCAAGUGUUGGAAUUGUAGGCAUGAGCCACCGCUCCUGGCCAGGAGCUAUUCAUCUUUAACAUGAAGAUCUCAUGACAUGGUUGUAUUGAGUGGAGGAGUGGAAGGAAAGGUUGCCUCUUCCAGCCUAUUCCACGAGACCUGAGGCUAAUCGGCUCCUCAACCAGCCCAGAUUCUGGGAUUCACCCUGCAAAGGCUGUGACUGUAACUUGACCAUGACCAGAAGGCCAAAGGCUGAGCCUCAGAGGAGCUGAAGCUUCAAUCAGACGUUUGGCUGAAGGACAGCAACUGCCACGCAGCUCCUCCCUGAACACCUGUCUCUCAAAUCAGGUCCUGGCUGUAUGGUCCUCCUCCCCCCACAUGCCUGCAUCCACCUCCCCAAAGGCCUCUCCUGCUCCGAGCCGCUGUCUGGCGCAGGGUCUACCAUGGUCCUGGGCUUGUGCCUCACUUUCCUGACAGGAUGAGAAGCCUCAGGGUGGGGCUUGCAUCUCUGUGUACCGCACAGUGGGCCUGACUUGAGGCCUGGCACCCGCGGGUGCUGAAUAAAUGAGUGGGAUCUGAGGAGGAUGCUACAGCCAGCUAUGUCCAAAGCUCUGGCUUCUGGCUCAGAAUUUGACAUCCUCCCGACUCCCUCAGAGCACACAGCAAGCCCAGGAAGCACUGGAGGAGUAACUGAGUCUCCUGACCCUCUCUGCCUCACACCUCCUGGGACAGAGGCCGUCUGUUUCAUCUUUCACUCUCAUCUGUGGGGACAGUGGCACAUAAUUCUCCAGAAGUGACAAAACCCCCCUGGCUGGACAUACAGAGUCGCAGGACCCUUCUGGGGAAGAAUGUGCCAGCAUGUGUGGGUAGCCAGGACAUAGGGGAGCCUUCGGCAAGUGUUCCCUGGACAGCCUGCAAUGAGACCUGGCUGGGAGGGGCCAGGCACUUGAACAUGCAUGCCUGGCCCUGGGAAGCCCUGGAACUGUCACUCUGUCUCAUCACCUGAAGCGUGUGUCAAGUGUGUGACCUGGGACGCUGCACACCCACUACCACUUACACAAGAAAAACCGCGGCCCACUGAGAUUGUGUGGAUGGCCUAGAGCUGGGCAAGAUGCAGAAACCAAAGCUCACAUUGACUGGAACAUCAGGAUUUUGAUUCUUAAAGUUUACAGCAGAUGGAGAGUGGGCUGGAGGUGGUUCCCUUUAGAAAUAAAGUCUGUUUUCCUCUAUUUAUUGAUAAUCCCAA